ACUUAUCCUUGUUGUCAGGCUGUGCAAAGCAUUAUGGGUAGACUCGAUCAGAUGACCCUCGGCUCUCCCGUGAGAGCUGCUGCUGCUUCUGUUACACUGCUAGCCACCAAGAAUAUCACGAAUAUUUAAAGGCUGAGCCAUGAGGCACCUGCUCUUUCUUCUCCCGGCCCUGCUGGUGCUCCUGGCCCUGCCAGACACAAGGGGGCGCUACAACGAUGACUUCGAUGAUGGCGAGGACAUCGCAGAGUUUGAUGACAACGACUUUGCCGAGUUUGAGGAUGUCAACGAGGACCCGGGAGUUGAUACGGAGAAAGAACCACCUCAGCGAGCGGCCCCUUCAUCUACACCUGUGGAGGACGAUGAAGAUGAAGCUACAGUGGAGAACGAGGACGGGCAGGAUGAGUUUGAGGAUGCUGAUGGGCAGGAUCAAGACAUGUACAGCAAGUAUGACAACGAGGAGUUUGAAGGCUACGAAAAGACCAACCCAUCUUUUAAAGACACACUAAUAUACAGAGAGGUCCCAGCACACCUUCAAAAUAGCUGGGAGAGUUACUACAUGGAGAUCUUGAUGGUCACUGGUCUCCUUGCCUACAUUAUGAACUACAUCAUUGGAAAAAACAAGAACAGCAGGCUCGCCCAGGCUUGGUUUAAUUCCCACAGAGAACUUCUCGAGAGCAACUUUGCCCUUGUGGGGGAUGAUGGCACCAGUAAGGAGGCCACCAGUACAGGGAAGUUAAAUCAGGAGAACGAGCACAUCUAUAACUUGUGGUGCUCAGGACGUGUCUGCUGUGAAGGGAUGCUGAUCCAGCUUAAGUUUCUGAAAAGACAGGAUUUGCUUAAUGUGCUGGCAAGAAUGAUGAGACCUGUCUGUGAUCAAGUGCAAAUUAAAGUGACUCUGAAUGAUGACGACAUGGACACUUUUGUUUUUGCGGUUGGGAGUCGGAAGGCCAUGGCACGGAUGCAGAAAGAGAUGCAGGACCUGAGUGAGUUCUGUGGGGACAAGCCCAAGUCGGGGGCAAAAUAUGGCAUCCCUGACUCUCUGGCCAUCUUAGCGGAGAUGGGAGAGGUCACGGAUGGAGUGAUGGACAGCAAGAUGGUGCAUUACCUCAGUAAUCACGCUGACAAGAUCGAGUCCAUCCAUUUUUCGGACCAAUUCUCUGGUCCAAAAGUUAUGCAAGAGGAGGGUCAGCCCUUAAAGCUGCCUGAGACCAAGAAAACACUGCUGUUUACAUUUAAUGUGCCUGGGAUGGGUAACACAUCUCCCAAAGAUAUGGACAGUCUGCUUCCUUUGAUGAACAUGGUGAUCUACAGCAUUGACAAAGUCAAGAAGCUUCGUCUCAAUAGAGAGGGCAAGCAGAAAGCCGACAGGAACCGUGCUCGUGUGGAAGAGAACUUCCUGAAGCAGACUCACGCUCAACGCCAGGAAGCCGCUCAAACUCGCCGGGAAGAGAAGAAGAGAGCGGAAAAAGAGAGGAUCAUGAAUGAGGAGGAUCCAGAGAGACAGCGCCGCCUAGAGGAAGCCGCCCAGCGUCGUGACCAGAAGAAGCUUGAGAAGAAGCAGAUGAAAAUGAAGCAGAUCAAAGUAAAAGCCAUGUGAAAAGAGAGACGCUCACAAACACUCAUUGUCAUUAGAGACAUAUUGUACUACUACUACUUCCGUAGUUCAUGCUUGCACCUGCCAGUGUACACUCUUAUACAAAGUCUUACAUGAAUGUGCAUGCCAUCCUAUUGGCUACUACUUUACCAGUAGAAAAUAAAUGCAUUCUCUGUUCAAUCAGGAGAAGGCAGUUGGUUGUUAAGGAGUAAAUCUGAUCUUUAAAAGACAACUGGAUUGGCGAUCUGUUUGAAAAUGUUUUACUGUAGCAGUAAUUUAAAGCAUGGGUGUUGGUAAAUAAUUGCAUGGCAGAUUUUAUUUCAUUAGGAUCAGUGCCAAGCAUGUUGCUUUUCUCGCAGGCUUUGCCAUAAUUCAACAUCUUCAUCAACCCAACCUUUUCCAAUCAGUUGUCUCCUAAAGUUCAGUAAGGAUUCUCCAUAGCAGGGUUUUGUCAAGAGGACCUUUGUGUCAUCUGAAGUUUCAUUGAAUUUCUUGUCAAGAGUUCUUUUAAAAGUAAAAUCAGGAAGUGUUUUUAAAAGGAAAUGAAUUCGAAAAAAUGCUGGAAUAUUUUAAACCUCUAGUUGUGCCAUAAAGGGACACCCAACCGUUGGGUUAUAAUAAGGUUAUUUAUUAACCUAUGCUGGGUUGUUUCAGCCUAUGGUUGUGUCUGAUAUAAGGUCUGUCCCUUUUUGACCAAGUCAUGAGUUAAAAGCAGCAUUUUUUUGAGAGUAUGGCUGGAUCAGAAACCUUUUUGUAAUGCAGUGCUUCCUUCUUUCUGACAUUUCAUGAUUGCAGCUUUUUUAUAGAUCAAUAAUAGCCACAUUGUUAUGUAGUCUCUAUUUUUCUCCUUUUUUUAUUGAGCAAAAGUCAACGGUAAAUUGUCACUAGGCAGCACAAACUCCUUUAUAUGUAUUUAAAAGUGAAUUUUUAAUUUAUCUAUAAAUUAAAGGUCGAUCAGACCUGAACCAUGAGCUUAUGUCAUAUUAAAAAGUGAACAUUGACUGUAACCCUUUUCUGUAACAUUUUCUGUUCAUAAUACGGUGCACAACUUAAUAAAACUGAAAACCUUUAUUGA
Molecule: messenger RNA, 2669 nt
Organism: Misgurnus anguillicaudatus (oriental weatherfish)
Lineage: Eukaryota; Metazoa; Chordata; Actinopteri; Cypriniformes; Cobitidae
Source: RefSeq, a predicted model, not a curated record